Molecule: messenger RNA, 823 nt
Organism: Ceratosolen solmsi marchali
Lineage: Eukaryota; Metazoa; Arthropoda; Insecta; Hymenoptera; Agaonidae
Product: chymotrypsin-2-like
Exons: 4
Coding region: 123-806 (227 amino acids)
Biological process (GO): proteolysis
Molecular function (GO): serine-type endopeptidase activity
Source: RefSeq, a predicted model, not a curated record
AUUUUGUUGUUAUUCAAUGUUUAAUCUUUUGCUGUCUAUAUAUUUUGACGAGCGCCAAAGCAUUGGUUGGCGAGAAUGUUAGACAAGCGGAAGAAAGAGAAUACGAAUUUGUCGUAUCAAUUAUGUUAACCCAUCGAAAUGAUAAUACUUUAUUGCAACAUUUUUGUACAGGAGCACUUGUCUCAAGUAGGGAUGUCUUAACUUCUCAACAUUGUAUGUUAAAUAAAGAUGAAGAGCGAAUAAGAGUACUUAUUGGAUCAUCUGAUUGGAGAUUGGCAAGAGUAUACAAAAUACUUUGGUGGUUCGGAUAUGAAAGUUGGGCCAGAUUAUUCCGUGUACCGAUAUUGCAUUCGGUUAAUGAUAUUGCCGUUAUAAGGUUAAGUCGGAAUGUAUCCGACGACAUACGACCGGGAAUUUUAACCACUCCGUCCAACACAGACUUAGUUAAUUUAGAUGUGUGGUUAGCAGGAUGGGGUAAAAAGGAAAAUGGGCAAAAUCCUAUAAUUAUGGAUGUAGUUCAAGUACAAGUGAUUUCUAAAGCCGAAUGUGAAAAUCGGGUUGGAACUUUACGAGGACAACAAGUUACGUUCGAGGAUAAUAUGUUCUGCACAGCUACCAAUCCGUUUGCUUUAGUGCAUCAGGGUGAUAGCGGCGGUCCAGUUAUAUAUAACAAUAUGAUUGUAGGAAUCACUAAAGGAACCUGUCCAUUUCCAGACGUAUAUAUUCAUCCGGAGAAAAUAAACGUUCACUUUGGUAUUGCAAACUAUAUAUCGUUUAUUAUGAGUAUUAUAAGGGAGAUUCCGUAAUUUUAUGAAUGCAUAUU